Messenger RNA from Gaeumannomyces tritici R3-111a-1, 1526 nucleotides. Its product is annotated as replication factor C subunit 2. Gene Ontology annotation, biological process: DNA repair; DNA-templated DNA replication. Gene Ontology annotation, cellular component: nucleus; DNA replication factor C complex. The coding region runs from base 186 to 1340 and encodes 384 amino acids. The record is from RefSeq and is a predicted model, not a curated record. The transcript is spliced from 4 exons. Gene Ontology annotation, molecular function: ATP hydrolysis activity; DNA clamp loader activity; ATP binding. NCBI's taxonomy places the organism in Eukaryota, Fungi, Ascomycota, Sordariomycetes, Magnaporthales, Magnaporthaceae.
GCCUGACGCGACGCGUUAAGUGCUUCUAAUGCCUGUUCGUGAAAUCAUGUCCUUUCGACUUCCAUGCCGCUCGACUUGGGAUUGCCACCCACUCUCCAUCCCGAACGCCUUGUAGACACGCUCCAGAACUCCGAGAACGUCGCACCUGGCCAUUCGAAAAGGAUUUCUGUCUAUCACGACGCAAAAUGGCAAGCUUUUUUGAUAUCAAGGCAAGGAAGCAAGCCGCGGCCAACGGCGCUACGUCGGCCAAGCAGGAAAAGCAGAACCCAGAAGCCACCCGAGCCCAGCCUUGGGUCGAGAAAUAUCGCCCGAAGACCCUCAGCGAUGUCACUGCUCAGGACCAUACCGUGACGGUGCUCCAGCGCACUCUGCAAGCCUCUAAUCUUCCUCAUAUGCUCUUUUAUGGUCCACCCGGAACAGGAAAGACAUCUACGGUGCUCGCGCUUGCCAAGGAGCUCUUCGGCCCGGAGCUGAUGAGGUCGCGUGUCCUGGAACUCAAUGCCUCAGACGAGCGUGGAAUAUCGAUUGUGCGGGAGAAGGUCAAGGACUUUGCGCGCAUGCAACUUACGAACCCACCCCCUGGCUAUGACAGGUCCAAGUAUCCAUGCCCACCGUUCAAGAUCAUCAUCCUCGAUGAGGCGGACUCCAUGACCCAGGAUGCUCAGAGCGCCCUCCGCCGUACCAUGGAGACCUACAGCAAAAUCACCCGCUUCUGCCUCAUCUGUAACUACGUCACCCGUAUCAUCGACCCGCUAGCCUCACGUUGCAGCAAAUUCAGGUUCAAGAGCCUCGACCAAGGCAACGCCAAAGCACGCCUCGAGCACAUUGCCGAAAAGGAAUGUGUCGCUCUUGAGCCGGGGGCUGUCGAUGCGCUCAUCAAGAGCAGCGAAGGCGAUUUGAGAAAGGCCAUAACCUUUCUGCAGAGCGCCGCACGAUUGGUGGGAGCGGGCCGUGCAUCUGGCGAAGGCGAACAGGACACGAUGGAUGUUGACUCGAAGGCUGUGACAGCACAGAUUGUCGAGGAUAUCGCAGGCGUGAUCCCGACUGCGACAAUCGACGGUCUCGUUGAGGCCAUGAGACCUCGUGGCAGUGGGCAGACGUACCAAUCAGUUGCCAAGGUUGUCGAGAACAUGGUUGCGGAUGGGUGGAGUGCCACUCAGGUUGUCUCGCAGCUCUUCCAAGCCAUCAUGUAUGACGAGGAGAUCCCAGAUGUCCAAAAGAAUGCGAUUUCAAUAGUGUUCUCGGAGAUUGACAAGCGCCUUGUUGACGGUGCUGACGAGCAUCUAUCGAUAUUGGACUUGGGUUUGAGGUUGUCUGUGAUAAUGUCCAGCAGGAUAUAGCUGGAGGCUGUUUAUUCAAUGGGCCAAGUGUACGACAACCGACUACACUGCUUACCCGACAAACCAGGGCUCCUUCAGCACGGGGAGGAAGGAUUUCACCUGCACACAUUGGCAGAUAGCCCAUUGCACAUGGAAUAGAGUAGCUAGGGUUAUCAGUGCGUGUGCGACGAAACAGCUAAUAAAAUG